This is a messenger RNA of Mandrillus leucophaeus (drill), 1838 nucleotides long. RefSeq names its product chromosome unknown open reading frame, human C1orf43 (gene LTAP1). The transcript has 6 exons. Lineage: Eukaryota; Metazoa; Chordata; Mammalia; Primates; Cercopithecidae. The record is from RefSeq and is a predicted model, not a curated record. Bases 391 to 1098 code for a protein of 235 amino acids. Gene Ontology annotation, biological process: phagocytosis.
GUGCGCGUGCCACCUCGCCACGAGACACCUCUUUCCGGCUCCGCGAGUCCGCUCCGCCUCCUUCACGGCGGCCCUGCCUCCACCACGUGACCCAGGGAUGGCCGCGGCUUCCUCUUACUGCCGUAGUUCCGCGUCUCGGCGCUCGACGCUCCUGGGUGCCAUUGCCUGCCUGAGUCACGUGUCAGGGGGAAGCUGGAAGGCAUCGUUCUCCUUUCCCAGCCCCCCUGCCUGUCCGCCAUGUUUUCAGGCCGGGUCUGGCUUGGUCUUCCCCCAUAAGGAAAUGGCCGGGGAGCUCCAGGGGACCCAGGCGCCGUCGCUGCGGCGGAGCCUGGGCUGACCAGCCAGGACAGCGGGGUAAACCCGAACAAUUCUGCGCGAGGUAGGGAGGCCAUGGCGUCCGGCAGUAACUGGCUAUCCGGGGUGAAUGUCGUGCUGGUGAUGGCCUACGGGAGCCUGGUGUUUGUACUGCUGUUUAUUUUUGUGAAGAGGCAAAUCAUGCGCUUUGCAAUGAAAUCUCGAAGGGGACCUCAUGUCCCUGUGGGACACAAUGCCCCCAAGGACUUGAAAGAAGAGAUUGAUAUUCGACUCUCCAGGGUUCAGGAUAUCAAGUAUGAGCCUCAGCUCCUUGCAGAUGAUGAUGCUAGACUGCUACAACUGGAAACCCAGGGAAAUCAAAAAAUCCCAUUUCAUUCUGAAGGCCGGCAUCCCCGUUCCUUAAUGGGCAAGAAUUUCCGCUCCUACCUGCUAGAUCUGCGAAACACUAGUACACCUUUCAAGGGUGUACGCAAAGCCCUCAUCGAUACCCUAUUGGAUGGCUAUGAGACAGCCCGCUAUGGGACAGGGGUCUUUGGCCAGAAUGAGUACCUACGCUAUCAAGAGGCCCUGAGUGAGCUGGCCACUGUGGUUAAAGCACGAAUUGGGAGCUCUCAGCGACACCACCAGUCAGCAGCCAAAGACCUAACUCAGUCCCCUGAGGUCUCCCCAACAACCAUCCAGGUGACAUACCUCCCCUCAAGUCAGAAGAGUAAACGUGCCAAGCACUUCCUUGAGUUGAAGAGCUUUAAGGAUAACUAUAACACAUUGGAGAGUACUCUGUGAUGGAGCUGAAGGACUCUUGCCGUAGAUGAAGCCAGUCAGUUGCAGUGUGCAAGACAGGCUGCUUGCCGGGCUGCCCUGGGGACAUCUGACUCAGCAGGCCCAGACUGUAUCCAUCGAAGUUCCCGUUGUAUCCAGAGUUCUUAGAGCUUGUGUUUAAAGGGUAAUUCCCCAACCUUUUCUUAUGGGCAUUUUUAGAACAUUGGCUAAGACUAUUUUCCCCCAGUAGCACUUUUUUCUGGAUUUGCAUUCAGGUGUUAUUCUUAAUGUUUCUGUCAAAGCUUCUUAAAAAUCUUCACUUGGUUUCAGCCAUAGUUCACCUUCCCUGUUCCAGGUUUAUUUAAUUCCAAAGGUGAGAGUUGGAGAGAGAUGUCUUCCAUAUCUAUACCUUUGUACACAGUUGAAUGGGAACUGUUUGGAUUUAGGGCGUCUUAGAGUUGAUUGAUGGAAAAAGACAGGAACUGGUGGGAGGUCAAGUGGGGAAGUUGGUGAAUGUGGAAUAACUUACCCUUGUGCUCCACUUAAACCAGAUGUGUUGCAGCUUUCCUGACAUGCAAGGAUCUACUUUAACUCCACACUCUCAUGAAUAAAUUGAAUAAAAGGGAAUGUUUUGGCACCUGACAUAAUCUGCCAGGCUAUAUAACAGUAGGAAGGAAUGAUUUCCCCUAACAAGCCAAUGCACUGGUCUGACUUUAUAAAUUAUUUAAUAAAAUUAACUAUUAUCAAAUAAAACAUGAAUCAGU